Sorghum bicolor (sorghum) is the source of this 1149-nucleotide messenger RNA. RefSeq names its product putative cysteine-rich receptor-like protein kinase 20. Gene Ontology annotation, molecular function: ATP binding; protein kinase activity. The record is from RefSeq and is a predicted model, not a curated record. Bases 71 to 802 code for a protein of 243 amino acids. NCBI's taxonomy places the organism in Eukaryota, Viridiplantae, Streptophyta, Magnoliopsida, Poales, Poaceae. The transcript has 2 exons. Gene Ontology annotation, biological process: protein phosphorylation.
UUCAUCGAAAAGUUUCACCCAAUAAUCACAUUGAUAGAAAAAUAUGUUAUUGAUUGUCUUCUGAUUAAGAAUGAUGGAAUCAUGCAAGGGAGUUUUGGCUGGUACUAAGGAAGUAGCAGUCAAGAGACUUAGUAAGGGUUCUGUUCAAGGCAUGGAGGAGUUCAAAAAUGAAGUGGUCUUAAUUGCAAAACUGCAGCACAAGAACCUAGUUAAGCUUAUUGGUUGCUGUAUUCAUGAAGAUGAGAGGUUGUUGGUUUAUGAGUACUUGCCCAACAAAAGCUUGGAUUACUUCCUAUUUGGUACAUUCAAUUGUCAAUUUGUCAUAUUUGUUAAUAACCGGCAAAUAAAUGUGUAUCUGCCUUGUGAUAUGCCUUGUUUCAUGUUAUUCCUAUCAGACCCAUCAAAAAAAUCAGUGCUUCAGUGGCCGAUAAGGUUCAAGAUAAUCCAGGGGGUUGCUAGAGGAAUCAUGUAUCUCCAUCAGGACUCUAGAGUGACUAUAAUUCAUAGAGAUCUAAAAGCAAGCAAUAUCUUGUUAGAUAAAGAGAUGAGCCCUAAGAUAUCAGAUUUUGGCAUGGCUAGGAUAUUCUUUGGUGAGCAGCUCCAAGCAAAUACUAACCGAGUUGUAGGGACAUACGGUUACAUGGCUCCUGAAUAUGUGAUGGAAGGUUCAUUUUCGGUCAAAUCUGACACCUACAGCUUUGGUGUUCUACUGCUGGAGACUGUAAGUGGAUUAAAGAUUAGCUCACCACAUCUCAUGGAUUUCCCUAACCUUAUAGCAUAUGUAAGUAUUGUGAUAUGCUAAAAAUUCAGAACUAAAUACCUAGAGAAAAUGCAUAUGAGGUCACUAUGAAACUGUAUGUGUCUAUUCAGGCAUGGAACUUAUGGGAAGAUGGGGAAUUAGAACAUUUGGUGGACUCAUUUGUUGUGGACAGUAGUUGCCCCAUUGAUGAAGUUUCGCGAUGCGUCCAAAUAGGAUUCUUGUGUGUACAAGACAAUCCAAGCUCCAGGCCCUUCAUGGCAGAGGUUGUGUCCAUGCUAGAAAACAGAACUACGCCACUUCCAACACCGAAGCAACCUUCAUAUUUUGCGCAAAGGAGUUACGAGACCGGAAAGGCUGGAGACCACAGGGAGGUCUCCACUUAUGAUAUG